AUGGGCCUGUCUCAGGCGCGCCUACUUCGGGUACAGGCUUUGGGUCGCAGCGCGGGCUCGGAGAACAAUGCAGAUGAAAAUGCUCCACAACUGGUGCUCUACGCUCCCGGGGAACAGCUGAAGCAGGAGAACCGAAACGAGCCCAGUUUCCAUGAGCCACAGAUAGUGGAACCGGAGUCUGAGAAGGACAGCCGUAAGGUGCCUGACUAUCUGUACUCCAAUUCGAUACCCAUGCUCAGCGAACCCAACAUUAAGUAUCGUCUGCCCCAGUUGACUGCAUACCCCGUGGCCUAUGGACCACAAAUUGUCACCAAUACAAACAGAAGCCCCAACAACAACAAUAAUCUAGGCUUAGAUAGCGUACCAUAUGUGGUGGUGCCCCGUGUCCAGCUAGGCUUUAAUGUGCAGGGUCAAACGGGUCUUAAUUGGCCUGGCUUCAAUCUCUUGCCUUCCAAGCAGCCAGGCGAACCUCCUGAACAGAAGGAAGAAACGCAAACUGCCUAUAUUCCGAUACCAGUGCCAGGUCCACCAGGACCACCGGGCCCACCGGGUCCUCCAGGACCGCGCGGACUAACCGGACCAACGGGGCCACGAGGCAGAGAUGGUCCACGCGGACCACCCGGAAACGCAGGCAUUACAGCACAGACCCCACAGAGCAUUUGGUAUACCCAAAGCAAUAGCAAUAUCAAUGGGAAUAAGCCGCAAUAUGAACAUUUCUCGAGUGGUUAUCAAAACUAA
Messenger RNA from Drosophila montana, 738 nucleotides. RefSeq names its product collagen alpha-1(XI) chain. Lineage: Eukaryota; Metazoa; Arthropoda; Insecta; Diptera; Drosophilidae. The record is from RefSeq and is a predicted model, not a curated record. The coding region runs from base 1 to 738 and encodes 245 amino acids. The transcript has a single exon.